Messenger RNA from Vairimorpha ceranae, 168 nucleotides. RefSeq lists its product as hypothetical. The record is from RefSeq and is a predicted model, not a curated record. The coding region runs from base 1 to 168 and encodes 55 amino acids. NCBI's taxonomy places the organism in Eukaryota, Fungi, Microsporidia, Nosematidae. The transcript has a single exon.
AUGGGUUUAUUUAAUAUUUGUCAUUUAUACAGUAAACAUGCCAAAGCCGUCAACCUAAUGCUGCUGAUUGGUGUGUCUACAUCUUAUAUAACCUGCACUGAUAAUUACUAUUGUUUUACUAAUAUAACUUUUUUUUCUCUUAAUUGGAAUUUAAGUAGAUUAAUGUAA